AUGGCUUCAAAGGAAGAAACGAUUCACCUGGAGCGGCAUAUUCAACUCACCUGGAAGUCAUGGGUUGUCGUAUUUAUCUCCUGCUUUGCGGUCUUUUCGCAAAUUAUGGUUGUCGUCGCCGCAAGUUCGGUCAUCGCGUUCAUCGUCCGCGAUUUGGGCGUAAAUAACAGCGGGUGGAUUAUCCAAGGACCACUCCUCAUGCAGAGUGUGCUGUCGCCAUUUAUGGGUCGACUCAGCGACGUUCUGGAUCGAAAAAUGCUUUCUGCUGUGCCACCGCUGAUAGCUUUUGCUGGAGCUGUGAUCUCGGCGAAAGCCAAUUCAAUGGGUAUGCUCAUUGGAGGAGGAAUUCUGAUUGGCACGACACUUGCCACAAUAAGCAUCGUGCAAUCCAUUCCCUCAGAAGUCCUUCCUAUGAAGUAUCGCCCGUUGGCGAAUGGACUGGCUUUCUUCGCUGGCGCAACCGGUGGUCUAGUAGGAGGACUUGGUGCCGGGCAUAUGACAAAUCUCAAUCCGGGUGGUUGGAGAAACAUCUUCUGGGUUCAGGCGGCUUUCCAUCUGGCAACCGCGGCAGGCUUUCUAUUCUUCUACUGGCCGAAAAAGAAAUCUGAUUACCCUCGAAUGACAUUGAAAGAGUACAUCUGGGCUAUAGAUCCAAUUGGAAGCGUGCUCUUUGUCGUAUCGGCCACGUUGAUGCUGCUAGCCCUGGACUGGGCAGGAGGAGCAUAUGCCUGGAGUGAUGCGCAUGUCGCUGCGCCUUUGGGAAUCGGGCUGGGUGUGCUCGUGCUCUUCUGUCUAUACGAGUGGAAAGGACGAAGCGAUGGGAUUGUCGCACAUGUUUUCUUCCGAGACUCACCGAAUUUUGGGCUGAGCUGCUUCGCUUUUGCCGUCGAAGGCUGGAUCUUCUACUCCGCCGUAAAUGCUAUCGUGCCGCAAAUCAUGCUCAACCUGGGCUUCGCAACGAAUUCAUGGACAAUAUCGAUCAGGCAACUAGCAUAUUCGUUUCCCACUAUCACUUGCAGCAUACUGGUAACAUGGUACGCCACUCGAUACAAGGACCUCAAGUGGCCGCUGAUGGUCACUUUCGGUAUCUUCCUGGUGGUCACUGUUCUAUACGGCUGUAUUAGACCUGACUGGAAGGAUGUGCAACUUGGCAUGAAUGUCAUUGCAGGUGUCGGCCAAGCAGGGCCAUUGACGUUGAUCGUCGCUUUGGUACAAUUUACGGCACCUCAUAAAUACUUGUCCACGGCAACUGGCCUUGCGUUUUCGGCUCGUUCCAUUGGCGGCGCUUUCGGUUCGGCCGUAUUGGACGCUAUAGUCAAUAACAAACUAGGCGAAACGUGGGCAAAGAACGUGUCAGCCGCAGCAAUUAAAGCGGGACUGCCUUCAUCCUCGGUGGCUGCCUUGCUUGCAGCGAUGACCUUGGGCAAGAGUCCCGCUGGCAUAGCAGGUAUUACCCCCGAGAUCAUGGCUGCUGCAACACAUGCGAGCGAAUGGGCAUACACACGAGCAUACCGCCUUGCAUGGUGGUCUAUUUUCCCAUUCGUCGUGAUCGCCAUGGUGGCGAUUUGGUUUUUGAAGGACGUUAAAGACCUGAUGACGGACAAGGUAGAGGCAACGGUUGAGAAUAUCGAACAUUCGACAAAGGUCGAGCAGGCAUAGAGUUUGGCUCACAUGCUCGAAGUCGGGAUUGCCUGCUGUUGCCCUUCCGUCAUCAUUAUAACCUUGAAUCUUGAGCAAUUAGCAUCUACGUACCUCAGCUAUCAAGCCAGCGUUCAUGAUUGAAGCUCGCCGAUGCCUCCGAUAGUCAUGGUCUUGAUCGUGGUAUAUUCAUCGAUGCCAUAUUUGCUACCUUCGCGUCC
Pseudocercospora fijiensis CIRAD86 is the source of this 1859-nucleotide messenger RNA. RefSeq lists its product as uncharacterized. The transcript is spliced from 6 exons. NCBI's taxonomy places the organism in Eukaryota, Fungi, Ascomycota, Dothideomycetes, Mycosphaerellales, Mycosphaerellaceae. Gene Ontology annotation, molecular function: transmembrane transporter activity. Gene Ontology annotation, biological process: transmembrane transport. The record is from RefSeq and is a predicted model, not a curated record. Bases 1 to 1659 code for a protein of 552 amino acids.